AAUUGCAGAUAGAAAAAUCGAGCAAAGAUGGACGACCGCACUGUAGACCUGAUCUUCGCGGGCUCGCUGAAGUCUCUUCCGCCAGUGAGCUCCAAGAUCGUGAGGAUCUUCACCAGUUCCACAUUCACGGAUACCACAAUGGAAAGAAACACGCUCAUGGCGAAGUGCUAUCCAAGAAUAAAAGACUACUGCAGAGAGAAACAUGGCCUAGAGUUUCAAGUGGUAGACAUGCGCUGGGGCGUUCGUGACGAAGCUACUGACGACCACAUGACCACCGAACUCUGCAUGAGAGAGAUCAAAAACUGCCAGCGACUGUCCAUGGGUCCGAAUUUCGUUGUGUUCCUAGGACAAAAAUAUGGAUACAGGUAAGUAUCUUAGUAAUCAAUUUGACAAAACAAAUGCGCCGUUAAGGAACUUAUUUUUAAAAUCGGAUGAAUUAAUUCAACUCGAAUAAUGUUAUGCGGGAUAAAUACGAUACUGUUUACCCAGACGGACUUUUGCCUAAAAGAUCUACCGACUCGUAAAUUUUCUUCAUUUAACGUGUGUAAUAUUGACAUGAAUGGCAUA
This is a messenger RNA of Manduca sexta (tobacco hornworm), 567 nucleotides long. RefSeq names its product NACHT and WD repeat domain-containing protein 2-like. The record is from RefSeq and is a predicted model, not a curated record. The coding region runs from base 28 to 369 and encodes 113 amino acids. The transcript has 3 exons. NCBI's taxonomy places the organism in Eukaryota, Metazoa, Arthropoda, Insecta, Lepidoptera, Sphingidae.